Molecule: messenger RNA, 660 nt
Organism: Prorocentrum cordatum
Lineage: Eukaryota; Dinophyceae; Prorocentrales; Prorocentraceae
Source: the annotation of a GenBank genome assembly
AUGUACUGGCUGACGAGUAGCAACGCAAUCCCGCCCUCUGCAGCACACAGCUGGAGUGCUGUGGGUGCCGGGGCUUCGUCUGUCGAGCAGGAGCUUUCGCAGUGCUUCAGCUCCAAGCUGCACCACCGUCUCGACUUCAAUCCGGGCACGUAUUCUCUGCUGCACCACAACUGCAACAAGUUCAGCUCCGAGGCAAUGCGGUACCUCGACCUGCCUCUCUUCUCCAGCGCGGAGGACAAAGGAAGGCACCCCGCGAUUUCGUUUUCUGCCACUCGGGAGGAAAGCUGGUGGCGGCGCCAUCUGUACAAGGCGACAAGUGCACUAUUCGGACAUGAACGGUCUGUUUUGAGCAAGAAAUGCCAAGUGCCAUUUUUCAAUAACGGAACCAAUUGCCGCCGUGUGUCAGGCGGAGGCCGUAAGGGCGAUUGUCCUAUGGACAUGUUCGGCAAUUCCAUGCGCUGCUACGACCCCUCGCAGCGCGCUUCUGCCGGAGAAGAAGGUGUUGCUCCUGAGGUUAGCUACCAGGGCUCUGCCAAUGGCGUAUGUGGUAUCUCCAUCGGAGAGAGGUGCUACUCCUAUCGGGCGGCUGCUCCAUGCCAGCCUGGAGCAAAGUGCCUCGGGGCCGUUUCCGUUUGCCAGCCCAGCGCAGACGCAGAUUGA